Messenger RNA from Sinocyclocheilus anshuiensis, 1889 nucleotides. RefSeq names its product guanine nucleotide exchange factor for Rab-3A-like. Bases 537 to 1865 code for a protein of 442 amino acids. Gene Ontology annotation, biological process: exocytosis. Gene Ontology annotation, cellular component: Golgi to plasma membrane transport vesicle. Gene Ontology annotation, molecular function: guanyl-nucleotide exchange factor activity. Lineage: Eukaryota; Metazoa; Chordata; Actinopteri; Cypriniformes; Cyprinidae. The record is from RefSeq and is a predicted model, not a curated record. The transcript has 12 exons.
CUGAGCGAAUCUUUUAAAACUCACACAUGCACAAACACUCACAUUCUCCAUUAAAAGAGUCAUGUAUUAAUUGCAGUUAUGUCAUGUAAAUAUUAUGUUGAUGCACAGGAAAUCAACAUUUCUUAAUCUUUCAUGUGGAGUUUAGGCUCCAAUAAACACUUUCUGACCACAGAGGCCCUCAACAGGGUGUUAAGUGCACUAUGUAGGGCCCUCUAGUGGAGGAAAUGCACCUCUGCGUGUGGCCCCAAUUUCAUUAACCUAUGCCUGACCACAAGUGCUGGAACUCCGUUCAGGGUUGGAGCGACAGUGCAACUUGUCAUCCAGUGUGAAGACCUGCAACUGUUUAGAUACUCAAAACAUGCAAAUAGCAUCUGAGAGUGUAUUUAACGAGAGUAGGGUUUUUGAAAGUGCUUUUGCAUGAAGAGUCUGUGGGGAAAAAGCCGCAUUAGGUCACUGGGGCUGGCUGUGAGAAAUGCAGCUGAAGUGAGUGCACUCACGGCGAGUGUGUGUUUUUAAGAGGUGCUAGACUUUCUGUGAUGGACGUUUUUGAAGGAAUCCAUCGUGUGCAGCUCUCCUCCUCUCCUCCUGCACGCUCCAGGUCUGUUCCAGGGUACGAGGUGCUGGUGGCAGGGAAUUCUGGGAUAGCUGUAUACUCAUCACCUACAUUUUUUGGCAAAGGUGAUUUUACGGAUCAGCAUACAGCAGAGAAAGAGAGAUGCCCGGUCGGGAGGUACGUCAAGAUUUCACCUAAACAAAAACCACAUCUGAGGCCUGGACUGGGGGGUGAUGGGGGGCAGCGGGAGAAGAUGCCCCCGGAGGAGGAGGAGGAGGAGGAGGAGGCAGGAGCACACAGACGAGAGACGUACAACAUGUCCCGUCUGCGGAGUUCCUCUCUGGAGAUCAAGGAGAAGGGAACAGAAUUCCUCCGAGAGCAGCUGGAUGCUGCACAAAAGGAGCUGAAGUUGAAAGACGAGGAGUGUGUCAAACUGUCUCAUGUCAGGAAUCAGCUGGAGCAGGAAUUGGAGGAAUUGACCGCCAGUCUAUUUGAGGAGGCCCAUAAGAUGGUGCGAGAGGCCAACGUGAAACAAGCGGCGGCUGAGAAGCAACUGAAGGAGGCCCAGGGCAAGAUUGACGUCCUACAGGCGGAGGUCUCUGCUCUGAAAACCCUGGUGUUGACCUCUACGCCCUCCUCCCCGAACCGCCAGCUCCAUCCUCAGCUGCUGUUGCCGGGCUCCAGUCGGGCCUCGUCUCGUCCCGGGGGCCACACGCGCAACAAGAGCGCCAGCGGUGCUCUACAGCUGCAAACGGAGCCCACGCCGACGGAUGUAGCGUCAAACUGGGAGGACAAAGAGUUGGACUCUGUGCUGUUCGCAGAGUUCCUCUCGUGGAAGGAGGCACCCAGUCUGGAUCGCUCCUCAGCGUUCAUCAGCAGGGUGUACAGAGAAGAUAUCGGGCCAUGUCUUUCAUUCACCUGCUCUGAGUUGUCUCAGUCGGUCCAGUGCGCAGUGGAGAAUAACUCUCUCACCAUCGAGCCCGUCGCCAUGUCGUCUCUGCACACGGUCAAAGCCCUCGAAUGUGGAGGACCCAACGGUUGCCGGACACCCAUAGAAACUAAAUGUGCGCUGAGCGGCAUGUCCCGCCCCUGUCGACAUCGAAUCAAACUGGGAGAUAAAGAGAAUUACUACUAUAUAUCUCCGUCUAGCAGAGCACGAAUCACAGCCGUGUGUAAUUUCUUCACUUACAUCAGGUACAUCCAGCAGGGCCUCGUCAGACAGGACGUCCAGCAGAUGUUUUGGGAAGUGAUGCGUCUGCGGAGAGAGAUGAGUGUGGCCAAACUGGGAUACUUUCUGACGGAGGAGCGCUAGAGAACCAGCACACAAAUACAAAUA